CUUAUAAAUAUGGGAAAGGGUUUUGAAAAACGGUUUUAUUUACAGAUUUGUGUUUUGUGUAGUAUAGUAGUCACGGUCGAACAGAAAACAGCAAGGACUGGAGUUCUGAGAGGGUUAAUCGAGUCAUUACUUUGAGGCUUUUCAGUGGCCGUGAUGAAGCUGGAAUAUUGCUGUCGGUGGCGGUAAACAACAUUUUGCCAUGUUUGGGAAAAUAAGUUGAGUAUGAUUGAUCAGUCAAAGGUUUCUAUUCACAAUAAACAAUAAACGACUGUUUUACUGACAGAUGUGGGUUUCCUUUAGCUAAAACUCCUAACUGUAUAGUAUAAUGACUCGCAUUGAAAAUGUUACACGACGAUUCUAAGAUAAAAUCGCAUUCUUAACAUGUGUUAUAUAUACUAUAUUAACUGUCUGUAGCAAAUGCUAGGUGUUUAAUAAUUCAUUGAACUAUCGAUAAAGCAACGAGAUUAAGUUCAAAUGACGAUAGUUGGCUUGUUUGGCUAUCAAUGGUUUCAGUGCACAUAAGACAAUAAAAAAACAAACGUAUAAUCACCUAGUAUAUACUUUAUCAUGCACUUUCAGUAAGAGAGUAAUCUAAUGUGUUUAACAGUUAAAUAUGCAAUAGUCAAACCGAGCACUUGUCAGGAUUGAUCGGAGGAAGCCAAAAUAAACCAGAGAAAUGUCAUAAAGACAAGACGCGCGCACGCACGCACGCGCACAAAAAUACACGAACAAAAACACCCAUAAAGACAAAUACACACAUACAGACACACAUAUACACAGAGACACACACUCACACGCAGAGACUCGUACGCACACACAGACACACGCUCACUCACACACUCACACACACACAUACUGGAUAGCCUUGAUCUUUGUAUUUUGAAACCCUUGACUAAUACUGCGAAAUAUACACACAAUGUGCAUCAUGUAAAUGUCACACCUGGUAAUCUGAUAAGCAGAAGUGGCUCUGUUUGAUCGAAAAAUGCUACCCUGUGUUUCUGAUGAGGUACCUAUAUUGAUUCGCUCUACUCUUUAACCUGUAACCAUUUUCAUCUCAAACAGUUUUCAGGAGGUUCACUCUUUUAUGUGUAUGAAGCCAGUUAGGUGACCUAAUUAACUUCAACCGAAAUCUGUUGACUCUGCAACAAUAGAACGUUGUUCCCAAUCAUAUGUAAAUAGUCACAGAAACGAAUCCAGUGACUAUAAAACUAAUCGUCAGUUUGUCACUGUUGUUUUAUCGGACGUCGUGGUGUCCACCAUGCUGCUAGUCCUGGUCACUCUGUCCUGCCUGGUGGCUGUCCAAGCUCAGACACUUCCUUGCUGCAUGAUGGACAAACAAUGGUCAGCCACAAUGAUCGACGCCCAAAUCAUGGUCAAAGGAAAUAACGUAACGUCUGAUUUCUUCUACGAUGGCGUAAACAGCUCCAUUUCGAUUCAGUACUAUGAGUUUGGAAACACACGACGUGUACGACUGAACAAAACAGUAACAUUAUACUCCAAGAAAGUACGUUACAACAUCUCCCCUGACGGAAACUGCACCAAGAAAAACAUCACAGACCUAAUGCUGCCUUACUGCAUUCCUGACACGGCCCUUUACAGAGGAUCCAGCUAUCUGGGCGAUGAAGGGUCGAUGCUGAAAAUUGAUGGUUGGCAUUUCCCCCUCGGCUCACUCAACAUCACCAUGAGCGUCAGCGACUACGACUGUGUCCCCAUCAUCGCUGGUGUUGCGGGAAUGUCAGACUACUCUCCAUUCAACACGCUGCUUUACUUCAACGGGCAUAAAGCGGGUAUCACAGAUCCAACUGCUUUCGACGUUCCAAGUAAUUGUUGAUUAACAAGUUUGUGCAUUCCACCAAUGACAACAUCACGCACUGACGUAACCCACUCUGAAAGACAUUCACCAACUUCAUCUUCGCUGUGGGCCCACCUUUCCGCAAACACGUGACAGAAUUCAUUACCAUAUUUAAGUUAAAAUCCCAACUGCUAGCAGGCUGUUCUUGAUAUUUUGGGCCAUAUAUGAAUAACUGACGAAGGUUGUCAUUGUCAACAAUAUCGAAGUCACCUGUGAUUAUAUGACCUAUAGGUUGACAGUCCCAUGUAGUGAAUAUAAAUUGUGUGCUGCCAAGCCCACGCUCUGCAACAGUUACUUAUGAUUGAACAACUUGGAUGAGAAGCUAUUCGCAUAGGCAAAUGAAUUUGUUGGUGGUUCCUCAAAUUAUUUUGUGGCAUUUAGGGAAACUGAUUUAUUUCUGAGAAUGUUAUUCAAAUCAAACACAUCAAUUCAAAUUGAAAAAUUCAAAUUCAGGAACACGCGGUCUUGUCUUGUUUUAGUGGAGUCUCUUUUAGUUUCAAACCUUUCAAAGCAAAAUCAAGAUUGAACCAUACUCUAUAAUCGAUACUGUGGGUCUUUGCUGUACACGUGCCAGUUAAUAUAUAUAGUUAGAAGAUUGUUGAUCAAUACACGUAUCAUGGUACUAUCAUUGACUCGAAAUUGUUAUGAAAAGCUGAGAAAGAGUUUAUCUCCUUCCUCUUUCACAUCUUAAAAAUAAAAAUGAAUGAACUUUUAUGCCACUCUUCUAUAAGAUCUUUAUUUACCGGAAAACGAUUAUCCAUUUUAGGCAUAUUAUAUCCAUUUAGAGUAAUUGUUUACAUUUUAUCCUCACACAGUUUACCUUUACUGACCCAUUACUAUCUAAAUUUAUGAGUAUUGAUAAAUUACACUUUCAGUGUUUGUUUUACUCGCCUUAUUUAACUAUUAUUUAUUUCACUAUGUAAGUAUUUUAAAUUCUGAAUUUCUAGUGUUGACGUGUGGCUUUGUGUUGCAUUGUUACGUUUGUUUGUCGUGCUCAGAACACACAUGGCAAGUUCACAAUCCCAUAUAUCGAUGUGUCAUAAGAUGGACACAUAGGUUUAGAGUAACCAGUAAAUUCAAUGAACAAAACCUAUUUUAAUCAUGUUUGAAAGUACAGCCGUUGGAACUAUUCUGGAAGAGUCUGAAACAAACAAUAGAAUAUUUAUUUUUUUUAUAACAUUUUGACAGUCAAAAUGGUACCAAAGGUUCUAUAACACUAGAUUAUGAGAAUUACUACAAUGCAGCAAUCAUAUGAAUUUCUUAACUCAACUGUUUAGUGUUUCAUCCUUCACAUAAGGGGUAAUAUGGAUGGGUGUGUACUCGCCAAUCUUUGAUGAAUUAAAAUAAAUGACAUUGAUUGGUGGAGUUGACUAAAUGCUGACCAUCAGGUUUCGGUGAACUUUGGCCAUCAAAUUAGAUGACAAAAGAGAAAUACUUACCCUGGAGUAUGAAGUUACUGUUUUGUUCAGUCGUGCACGUUGUGUGUUUCCAAACUCAUAGUACUGAAUCGAAAUGGAGCUGUUUACGUCAUCGUAGAAGAAAUCAGACGUUACCUGGAAAGAAAAACACCAACAUAUGUGUACGAAUCUUUGACACUAAUCCGCUUGGCCUGGUCAAUGGUUCGAAUCCAAGACUGCUCCCAUUAUGAUCCUUGGUCUGUUAGCACAAGACCGUGCGUGUGUUUUUCACGAAUGCGGUAAACGUCCGACCAUGCUUUUGAACGAGUGGCAAAUACUACUUGAACGUCCAAACAUGUACGCGGCAUGUGUUUCAUUGAACAACCAUAAUAGCUGUAACUUGCAUCUUUCACGGAUAAUUCAACCUCGCUAUUUACCAUAACAACAAUGCUAUAGAGACGAUAAAGAAAUAUGACGAUAGAGAAUGACCAGUCUCGAUUUUCCGCCGAAACAGAUUCCAAUCGGCGCAAAAUGCAAAAUAGGGGUGACAAUAUAUUAUAUGAAUAGACCCCUGAAUUCAGUGAUGACACCAGGCGUUUGCGAAAAGGAUAAGGGCAAAAGUGUAAACUCACGUUAUUUCCUUUGACCAUGAUUUGGGCGUCGAUCAUUGUGGCUGACCACUGUUUGUCCAUCAUGCAGCAAGGAAGGGGCCGAGCUUGGACAACCUGUUACUAGCCCAGCACAAUAUGUUAGCAUGUACGAAUCAUAGUUCGGGUGGUUUGGUUCUCGUUGUAUGAUUAAAACAACAUUUUAUACAAUGAAUUUCCACCGCAAUACAUUGGAACGGAUAUUUGAUCAAAUAGCAUUAAAAUGUACAAAUGUGCCUUGUACGUGUAUGCAUAUACAGAAGAAUUCGUGAAUGUUUGUAACAACGUGGAGGUGAAGAAAACAGGCACAAAGACAUACAAAACUGAAACUGUCUUUAUGACAUUUCGGUGGUUAUUUUAGCUUCAUCCGGUCCAUCUUGACAAGUGCUUGGUCGGACUAUUGCAUAUAUAACUCCCCACCAAAUAGCCGAUGUAGGGUUCAUUGAGUUCGGUUUGAACAAUAUUCCAGAUAUAUCACGGCGCGUCAGUUUAAUGUGGGGAGAGGAAAGUACGAAGUGAUGCAGGUGUCACACGUUUAUCAGUUAGGUGAAAUCCACGAGCACGAUUAAGGUGCUGAUAAACCUAGAACCAUAAUUGGGGCGAGCCGGGAUUCGAACCCACAAUCACAGGUUUCUGACGUGACCAAGGGGCGCAACUCUCCACAUCCAAAUCCGGCGACUUAUACGACAGGGCCACCCGUGCCCCCGGUUCAC
This is a messenger RNA of Haliotis rufescens (red abalone), 4609 nucleotides long. RefSeq lists its product as uncharacterized. The record is from RefSeq and is a predicted model, not a curated record. Lineage: Eukaryota; Metazoa; Mollusca; Gastropoda; Lepetellida; Haliotidae. The transcript has 6 exons. Gene Ontology annotation, molecular function: calcium ion binding. Gene Ontology annotation, cellular component: extracellular region; lysosome. Bases 1259 to 1831 code for a protein of 190 amino acids. Gene Ontology annotation, biological process: cell-matrix adhesion.